Messenger RNA from Centropristis striata (black sea bass), 635 nucleotides. RefSeq lists its product as uncharacterized. Bases 181 to 531 code for a protein of 116 amino acids. Lineage: Eukaryota; Metazoa; Chordata; Actinopteri; Perciformes; Serranidae. Gene Ontology annotation, cellular component: nucleosome. The transcript has 2 exons. The record is from RefSeq and is a predicted model, not a curated record. Gene Ontology annotation, molecular function: protein heterodimerization activity; DNA binding; structural constituent of chromatin.
UGCAUCAGUCUUAGCCACUCAAAAAACAAAACAGGUGUGCUAAAUCAGUCCCUAAUUAAACGCACGCUACAUAAAUAGCCGCCCAUUAAACAGAAAACCGGGAUAUGUAUUCCUGAAGCACUAGAUAUAGCGUUUGUCGUACUUAAUAUUGUCGAAGUUAAUAUUUGACACCGUUUAAAAAUGACUAAUGAUGUAUCUAAAAAGAAGGGGAAGAUGACAGGUGAGAAGAAGGGCAAGAGAAAGGCCAAAAGAAGAGAGACAUACGCGAUGUACAUCUAUAAAGUUUUGAAACAGGUUCAUCCGGACACGGGGAUUUCGAGCCGAGCAAUGAGCAUCAUGAACUCCUUCGUGAAUGACCUGUUUGAGAGGAUUGGCACGGAGGCGUCGCGGCUGGCUCAGUACAAUAAACGCUCCACCAUCACCAGCAGAGAGGUGCAGACUGCAGUGAGACUGCUGCUGCCUGGGGAGCUGGCCAAACACGCCGUGUCUGAGGGAACCAAAGCUGUCACCAAGUACACCAGCUCCAAAUGAAGACUUUUCAACUCACUCCCAAGUUGUUGUGACAAGAGGUUUUCAAACCCGUUUAUCAACGGUUCUGUACGCUGGUUCACUUCAAUAAAUGCACCAAUAGCUGA